AUGUGGUCGAGCAUUAUUUUGCAUAAACAUGAAAUUCUCUCCGAUGAAGGCUGUGUCUCUCACUUACAGUACAGUCUGCAAAUCGUUCUCCUCUACGACGAUAAACUCGUUCUCGUCUAUCUGGAGAAUAGAGAGAUAAACGAGAUUCAAUUAAAGCAACUACUUGCUUUAAUUGAAGAUGGUAGAAGUCGAAGGUACGUUGCUGAGGCACUUGAUUUAUCAGUGUCAACUGUGCAACGUGCUUACGCCAAGUAUUUAGAAACCAAUUCUUUUCAGAGGAGGCCCUUGGAACGCCCUCAAUGUACCAACAACAACGAUGACAGAUUCAUUGUUUUGAAUUCUUUAAGAGACAGACAUCGAACAGCAGUCCAAAUUCGAAACAAUUUGAGGGACGUCCGCAACACUAAUGUAUCCGUUGACACCGUUCAGAGAAGAUUAGCGGAUCAAAAUCUGUUUUCGCGCAAGCCAGCGGCUGUACCUUUACUUCAACGUCGCCAUCGCAUAGCUCGACUCAAUUUUGCAGUUGAACAUAGAGGCUGGACUCACGCAGACUAG
Molecule: messenger RNA, 555 nt
Organism: Wasmannia auropunctata (little fire ant)
Lineage: Eukaryota; Metazoa; Arthropoda; Insecta; Hymenoptera; Formicidae
Exons: 2
Coding region: 1-555 (184 amino acids)
Biological process (GO): DNA transposition; DNA integration
Molecular function (GO): DNA binding
Source: RefSeq, a predicted model, not a curated record